AUGAAGCUCCUAACGUUAGUAACAAUCUUCGCGGUCGCUGUUUCGACACAUGCAAGGACUGCGGUGAGGCAGCAGUCCGUGAGUGGACACAUUACUUCACUAAGUGAUAAGGAUGCACGUCAAAAGGCGAGUGUACAUCCAGCAUUCGCUAACGCCGGCACAAAAGCUGGUUUAGAAAUAUGGAGAAUAGAGGUGGAUCCUCUAAUUUCCUCAAUGAACAAAGGCGAUGUGUUUAUUCUGGAUGUGGACAGCAGUAUCCUGGUGUACGUGGGCAGUUCAGCGAAGAAUGUGGAGAAGCUGAAGGCUAUCUCCAUAGCGAAUCAGAUUAGGGACCAGGACCACAACGGACGAGGGAAAGUUGAGAUCAUUGGUGAGUGGAGAAUGAUUUAG
This is a messenger RNA of Danaus chrysippus (African queen), 390 nucleotides long. Lineage: Eukaryota; Metazoa; Arthropoda; Insecta; Lepidoptera; Nymphalidae. The record is from the annotation of a GenBank genome assembly.